AUGUAUGGACGAAAGACACCAUCGACUUAUCGGUCGACACCCUCAGUGUAUUCACACUAUACAGGAAAAUCAUCCACAAACCUCCGUUCGUCAAAAUCGGUAAAGUCGCUAAGAGUCCCAUGGUACCAAAAGCCAAUUCUCCAUGAUGCUUUUGUUUUGGACUUGCAGAGGGGGUCUUUGCUCACAGGUUUUCUAUCGGUGUUCAUAGCGCUAUUUACAUUUGCACAAAGUAUAUUUGAUUUAUACUGUCUCGGUAUGGCAACACCAGGCUCUGUACACUAUGGGUAUUAUGUUAUGAGCUAUCAGUUUGUCUAUGUGGGAAGUGCACCAGUCCGCAAUGUUCUGAUAGUAUUCUCAUUGUUUUCCUGGAUUGGUGCUGUUGCUGUCCUAGUUACAAGUAUUAUACUGAUUAUUGCAUUACGAAAGGAACACGAAAAGCGCGUAGUGCCAUGGCUGUACACGUUCGGCGUGUUCAUAAUGUUUCGUGUGGUCGCGUUCGUGUUCGCCUCCAUUGUCAACGACAUGAUAUUCGCGUACAACAUAAUGAUGUGCCUUAUAUGGAUCGUGUUUUCUAUCUGUGGAGUCUACGGUUGGCUCUUGGUCUACAGUCUGUAUUUGGAGUUGUCUGAUUUGACUAAGCUCGAAGAUUUGGCUCAUUUGAGGAUGGGUACAAUGGCCUCGCUGAAUGCGUCUUUAGCUGGUUCGCGACCGACCACACCCCACUCCACAGUAUCAACGAUGCCGGCUUCGCAAAUAUGA
Leptosia nina is the source of this 759-nucleotide messenger RNA. The record is from the annotation of a GenBank genome assembly. Lineage: Eukaryota; Metazoa; Arthropoda; Insecta; Lepidoptera; Pieridae.